AUGGCACGUCCCAGUAGCGGCGAUGUGAAGGAACUGACUGUAACAUUUCAACCCCCGUUGUAUCUUGAGAGACGAGGCUGGAUCUUCGAGAUCUUGAGGAGGGAGGAUGUGCACACGGUAUUGGAUGUCGGCUGCGGAGAGGGAGAGCUCAUCUCAUGUCUAUGCAACCCGGCACCAUGGCUUCCUCCCCCGCCAACAUCCGUCUUGGAUUCGCUGGCUAAUUGUGCGGGCAACACAGCGGACGCUUGCGACAAUUUCCAUAUCGCAGCGGCACUUCCAGAAGUGUACCUUCACCCAACUAAGGUCAUUGGACUUGACAUCGCUCCCAACGACCUGAAGUACGCGAUCGAAGGCACAGCGCCCCGCAACUCGAUUCGAUGGAGUCCUCUUGAAGUCAACAUCUGGCAAGGUAGCCUAGAGUCGAUCAAUCCUGAAUUCAUCGGCAUUGAAUGCAUCGUUUCAACAGAAGUGAUUGAGCACUUGCCUGACGAGACCUUGCGGGAUUUUGCGCCCGUUCUGCUCGGCGCAUAUCAUCCACGGCUGCUCCUAAUCACGACACCAUCAUACACCUUCAAUACGCGCUUUCUGCCUCCAGAUGUACCUUCCAGCGCACGGAACGGCUUCCCAGAUCCAACAGGUCGUACAACUCGCAUCUUUCGUCACCACGACCAUAAGUUCGAGUGGACCGUGGAGGAAUUCCGCCAGUGGUGUCAAAUUGUCGCCGAGGACUGGGGGUAUGACGUCGACGUAAGCGGCGUCGGGAAACCGGUUGAGAAGGACGAGUGGGGGCGCGACGAGGAAUUAGGUUAUGCUUCCCAAGUUGCCGCCUUUCGAAGGCGGGAGGGCCAACCGCACGAGGAACAUCGGUGCGCAAAACUCUUAGCAGCAUCCGUACUGCAAAGGACAGAAAAUAGGCCGAAACACAAGCUAUUGGCUACGCACCAGCAUAUUGCACACGAGCGGACCCAUCAGCCACAGGCCCUUGACGAGAUUGGCAUAUGUGUCGUAGACAAGAUGGUAUACUAUCAAGACACGGUCAUGAGAGUCGGGGAGCUGUGGUCUGAGGAUGCAAUUUCUGAGCAAUGCGGAGGCUGGCUGGAUGUCCUAAUCAAGGCCGUUGAUGUGCAUCCAGAUUUGCAAUUAUGCUCCUCGCAUACAAAAACCCUGUCAAACUGGGAGAUAGUCUUGAAAGGCCGGGUUUUCAAGGAGAAAGUUCUCUGGCAAGAGCAAACACUAGAUAUGCAGCAUAACAACAACUCACCGUCUUCUGUCGGCUCGUUCGAAGAGCUCGUGACGCCCGAUGAUGGUGACCACAAGGGGUUUGAAGGCGUUAUAUGGCACGAUGACCCACUUCGGAAGAUAACGCAUGGAGACGAGGUGACUGAGCCAUCCCUGGCGCCCCACGAUUUGGUGGGCAAUUGGGAUUCAUGGAAGUCAACAACAGGUGGGUGGGAUGACUCUAACGCGUCAGACACAUUCAAUUCCAUUGGUGGUUGGGGGUCAUGA
This is a messenger RNA of Fibroporia radiculosa, 1506 nucleotides long. RefSeq lists its product as uncharacterized. Gene Ontology annotation, biological process: siRNA processing; RNA methylation; piRNA processing. Gene Ontology annotation, cellular component: nucleus; cytoplasm. The transcript has 3 exons. NCBI's taxonomy places the organism in Eukaryota, Fungi, Basidiomycota, Agaricomycetes, Polyporales, Fibroporiaceae. The record is from RefSeq and is a predicted model, not a curated record. Gene Ontology annotation, molecular function: RNA methyltransferase activity; O-methyltransferase activity. The coding region runs from base 1 to 1506 and encodes 501 amino acids.